UCUUCCGGUGGGCUUUUGUGUGUCAUCCGCCAACUUGACGCGAUUGUGGGGGAAACAGCGAGCGAAGCUACCGUCAAAGCAGCGUGUGGAGUAAAACUAAAUGGAAGCUGCGCGUUAACUUUGCCCUCUCAUCGCGGCGCAGACACCGGGAGGGUUGCUUCGGACACGCCGCCAUCUCGUCCGCGCUGCUGCCGGAAGAGAUCCGCCGGGGUUCGGCCUGACAGCCGCCGGGCCUCGUCGCCGCGGCCCAGCAGGACUCGAGUGAAGUUGUGAGCGGACUGACAAACUUCUGCUUCCUGCAGCCAUCUCUCACCGCAGGGCCCGGGGCUCCCGUCGCCGGCCCUGUGGAUGAGGGAGUGAGCACGGACCGCAUCGCGCCCAGGAGAAAGGAAUCCCUUUGAUGGGAGAAUCCUCUUUCCUGGCCUCCUGGGUUAAUCGCUGUGCCAUGAUGAUGGAUGAGCAGGAGGCGCUGAACUCAAUCAUGCAGGACUUGGCCGAACUGCACCGCUCUAGCCGUCCUGCCAUGUUCCUGUCGGACCUGGGCAAACCCAAAGCCUCCUCGCCCAAGAACCAGAACGAUGUCAGAGUGAAGUUCGAGUUCAAAGGGGAGAAGAGGAUUUUGCAGUUUCCUCGCCCUGUCCAGCUGGACGACCUGAGGUCUAAAGCCAAAGUGGCUUUCGGUCAGAUGAUGGACCUUCACUACACCAAUAAUGAGCUGGUGAUUCCACUGACGACUCAGGAUGACCUGGACAAGGCCGUGGAGCUGCUGGAUCGCAGCGUUCACAUGAAGAGCCUGAAGAUCCUCCUGGUGCUGCAGAUGUCCUCUCAGAACUCUUCCUCUAACAUGGACCUCUUGCCGUCACACGAGGAGCUGGACAACACAGGAAUCAGGGCGGCCGACAAGAAGAGUAUGCUGGCGUUAAUAGGCUCCCAUUCGACGGAUCGCAGCUCUCCUCCUCCAGGAUACAUUCCCGACGCUCUCCAGCAGGUGGCGAGAAACGGCUCCUUCACCAGCAUCAACAGCGAGGGAGAGUUCAUUCCUGAGAGCAUGGACCAGAUGUUGGACCCACUGUCCAUGAGCAGUCCAGAGAACUCGGCCUCUGGGAGUUGUCCCUCUUUAGACAGCCCACUGGACAGCGACUACCCAAAGUCCAGGAUGCCCAGAGCGCAGAGCUACCCAGACAACCACCAGGACUAUCCAGAGUACGACAUCCCAGUGUUUGAGAAGGUGGGGAAAGGGGGAACAUAUCCUCGGCGAUAUGGCAUUCCCUUUGGCCUGCAAGACUACAGUGAUGGGAGGAAGACCUUCCCCCGGGCUCGGCGAACACAGGUUCACGGCUUCCGCUCGCCUGUCAGCUUUAGUCCAACCGAGCAGUCGCCCAGCACCAGCAGCGGCAGCAGCGUCUUCACACCCGACCUGGAAGAGGUCCCGGGACCCACCAGAAGGCCACGGAGGGGCAGCGACAUUGAGUCCAACCCCAAUCUGACGACCGCUCCCACCCUCUCCGUCAUGGACAUCAGUCCACCCAGCCGCUCCCCACGUGCUCCAACCAACUGGAGGCUGGGAAAGCUUCUUGGUCAGGGUGCCUUCGGACGGGUUUUCCUCUGUUAUGAUGCGGAUACCGGACGGGAAUUGGCAGUCAAACAAGUCCAGUUUGACCCGGAGAGUCCGGAGACCAGCAAGGAGGUGAGCGCGCUGGAGUGUGAAAUCCAGCUUCUGAAGAACUUGUGCCAUGAGCGGAUUGUCCAGUACUACGGCUGUCUGCGAGACACGAUGGAGCGAACGCUCUCCAUUUUCAUGGAGUACAUGCCUGGCGGCUCCAUUAAGGACCAGUUGAAGUCGUACGGAGCACUGACGGAAAAUGUGACACGCCGCUACACCCGGCAGAUCCUGGAAGGCGUUUCUUACCUGCACAGCAACAUGAUCGUCCACAGGGACAUCAAAGGAGCAAAUAUCCUUCGUGACUCUGUGGGUAACGUGAAGCUGGGAGACUUCGGUGCCAGCCGGCGGCUACAGACUAUCUGUCUGUCAGGAACAGGCAUCAAGUCAGUGACAGGCACCCCCUACUGGAUGAGCCCGGAAGUGAUCAGUGGAGAGGGCUACGGCAGGAAGGCUGACAUCUGGAGUGUUGGCUGCACCGUCGUGGAGAUGCUGACCCAACGACCCCCGUGGGCAGAGUUUGAGGCCAUGGCCGCCAUCUUUAAGAUUGCCACCCAGCCGACAAACCCAGUUCUCCCCGCCCACGUGUCGGACCACUGCCGGGAGUUUCUCAAACGGAUCUUUGUAGAGACCAAGCAGCGCCCGUCUGCUGAUGAGCUAUUGAGGCACAUCUUUGUACAUUAACCCAACCCCUGAACCUUUAAUCCCCCGCCCACCUGCCGAACUGCCAGAUACGGCCUUACCUGAUGGGGUGUCCCUACCUCUGACCCCAUUCCCUCCAUCUCCAAGCUGAAACCACAUUGGACCAGGAAGAACCGGCUGGAAGAAGGUGGGGUGCGCAGGCGGAGGGUGGUACCUACCUGAUCCUCCUGUCUCUGUUUGUAUGAGACUGCCAUUGAGGACAUGAAUUUUUAUUUUAUUUUUCUCUGCAAGUUGCACCUUAAUUUGUCAAAAGUGGAGGCUUUGAGCACUUCCUCCUGAAGAGAUGAAAAACAAAUAUUUGAAAAAAAAUGUCUUCUUUUUUAUGUUUUUACGGUAACUCUCUUUUGGAGUGGGAUAGUGUCAGUGUUGUGGACCUACAGGAGGCGGCGCCUGACUCUCGAGAGGCUCUGCUGCCCCAUGUUGCUGACCUGACCCCAGAAUGUAGUCUCCUGCCAAAACCCGGAGCGAUGGUGUUGACCUGGGCCCGCUGCUAUAGACGAAACAAAACCCCCCCCGAUUGCGGAGAACACUCCCCUUAACGGUUUCCACUCACUUUCCGGUCUGGUCCGCGCUCUCAGAUGAAAUGUUUUGUCUCUGCUUUAUUGUCUGCAAACUACCUUCCCUCGACCCUUUCCCCCGUCUUCGUUCUUUGCCGUGUGCCUUUUCUGUUUUUAAACGCAGUGUAGGAAUGAGUCUUUUGGAGAUUUUGGAUAAUCUCAUUUGUUUUUAGGCGCUAUAGUUCUGUGUUUUUUGUUUUUUUUGCCCCCUUGGAUAAACUGCCUUCGCACGGUUAGCACAAAUCUAGCUGAUCUCAGUUCAGCCGUAAUAUCCGUUUUUGCCUUUUCUGUCACAGAUUCCUGGUAAUAAGUGGGGAUUUAUUUUGCCAACUAACCAAAUUCCCAAACCAACUUGUGCUCAGACAAGGAUCGGUACUUCUGCUUCAGUUGUUAAAAGACAGGAACAGUAUCCAGAUUAUUCUCCUCAAAUGUUUUCUCCUCUGCUUCUCAAAGAAUUCAUUGGUUGAACUCAGGGCAGAAUUAGAAUUUUGGACAACCUAGACAUUUAUUUAAGUAAAUCUGGGCUCUAGGAAAGUGUGUUAGGCUUAUCAAGUAGUCAAUCAUCCGAGAAGGUAAGAGUCGGAUUAAUUAAAAAUGAUUUCCAGUUUCAUCUCUAGCAUAUCUGCGAAAAAAGGAAGCAACUAACCCCAAAAGUGUGACCUUUUGGGGGAGAAAAUGUAGUUUUGAAAUGGACACGAGUCAAGCGGUACUUAUUGUGGGAUAUCUGUGGUCGUGCUCCGACAGACCACUUGCUUAGUACUGCAACACGAGGAGCAUUUGAAGAGUGUUGAUGUAGUUUUACAAGGCAAGAAGCUCGCAGUUGAUUAGCCAGAGGGUCUGGCUGCAUGACGCUGUCUCGCUGUUGCCGGUUUUUAUCUCUCAAGAGAAAUUAAGUGUACGACGUGAAGCGCGGACAUUUCUCGCUGUCUUACAAGCUGCUUGACAUUUCACCAACCGGUACAUUCACAGUUAAAAUGUCUCUUCACGCUCCACUGCUGCAAUCGGUACCUUUUAACACUCUGCAGCCAAGGCAUCCCUGUGCCAUAUCAGAGCAUCGUCAUUGUGUUGUGUUUUGUAUUUUACAUUUUUGGGCCUUAAACAUGCACUCCCAUAGAAGAGAUUCCCACUCGCAGCGUUUCCUGUGCGAAACAGUCAGCGACGCGCUCUUAUGUUGUCGCCGAAUCAAACGUGUCAAAGUUGACUCUUCACUGUAGCCAAACCGCAAACACUCCGUUCAACGUGCGUCCUGCUCAGUUUCCUCUCGGGCUGAGUUGUGAAGGACACAACUAUGCACCAGUAAACUGUAAAGUCACUGUCCACACGGUGUCCCCGGGAUUAAAUCCGUUUUCUACAACCAGUAACUUGCAGGCAGCUCUGUCUGCAACCUAAAGACUCAGUUUAAGAGGAUUUAUCAUUGACUUCCUUUAUUCCUGUAAAAAAAUUGAAGCUGGCAACAUGACAAGCUUCCUUAACCUCCCAGCUUGCACUCUGCAACCUGCUUAUUUCUCCAAAAUCUUUGGAGACCUAAGAACACGAAGCAUUCUGACAUUCCUGUCCAUUUCCACAAGAGUCAGCGUGGCCCUGUGCAUUUGCAGAUGUUGUGUUUUCCUGCAGUGUCCACUAGUAAUAACUAAGGAGCCAUAUUUUUACUGAUAACACCUUUUUAAAGGCAGAUAGGAACCAGGUGCUUUUGCUUGUGUUUGCUCAUCAAGUCUUGAAGGCAAACACUCAAUGAUUUUCCCCUGAAGACGCUUAUACUCUUUUUGUUGGUUUGUGGUACAUUUUCUGCUACAGUUGUGCGUCUAUGACCAGCCGAUUGAUUUUUUUUUUCAUGCCCAAGAAACUGAAACAGACGCCUCUUUCACUCAUAUGCAUUUUCAAAAACGGUACCAAAAUAAAGCCCCAGAAAAAAGAAAAACUCAUGUUUCCAAGAUUUGCGAAUCCGCCCGAGUUUGAGGCAACGUACAGUUAAAACUGUCAGGUACAGGGGGAGAUUUUUAAUUGCCGCCAGCACUGGUAAACCUGGAGACGCACUACCAUUAUGCACUUAUCGAUUAUUCACUGAUGCUUUUACACGAUUCCUCAUCGGCUGUUGCUCGUGCAGCUCGGUUCAGCGACCUUUUUUUCUUUUGCACAUUUUAAAGACUAUUUUUUUAAUUUUUACACGAGUGCGAGUGUGAGCGUGUGUGUCUGCGUGUCAAUGGUUCCGUUUGCGAUGACUUGUACAUGAAUGUAAUGUCUCCUCUUACCGUCAGAUGGCCUCGUUCACCACAGUGAAUUAACUCUUUGGUAUCAGUAUUUGUCACCUGCAAACACCAAGAUAAACCUGUAGUUCUCUCUUUAGUGUCUAAAGCCACUGCUGCCACUCCUCUGUGUGUGUGUGUGUGUAUGUAUGAGUGCGAUUUGUGUGUGCGCGAUUUGUGUGUGCGAGCGUGAGUUUGUUAACGUGCAUUUACUGCAAUUUGUGCUCAUUGGACACUGCGCCCGAAAUGCCUCGAGCAUUCUAACUGUAGGGGGGUGAGAUCAUUGAAAUAAUAUUGAAAAUGAAAUAAAAAAUAAUGUACAAAGGUGUAAAAUAAAAUGUACCCUUUUUUUUUUCUUUUUUUUUUAAGAAAAGUACACUUAUAUCCCACAUGUUUGGUCUCUGUGUAUUGUAAAAGAAGCCAUGUUUAUAAUUCUAAUUGGUUUGUGACCAAUACGCCUGUUUAUAUCAGAUCUGUAUAUCAGUGGUACGCAUAAUUUUUUAAUAUAUAUUUUUUAUUUUACCUUUUUUUUAAAUGGGAGAUUUUAUGCAUGGUUGGGUCCUGAGAGACGCAGCGGUGCCGUUAAAUGGUUGCUGUAUUUUGGCAAAAUUCUGGAGUAUUGCCACAGCUCUGUGUUCAUAAUUAUAACAAUUAUGAUGAUGAAAACAAUAAAAAAAAAUAUUUAUUUCA
This is a messenger RNA of Hippoglossus stenolepis (Pacific halibut), 5852 nucleotides long. RefSeq names its product mitogen-activated protein kinase kinase kinase 2 (gene map3k2). NCBI's taxonomy places the organism in Eukaryota, Metazoa, Chordata, Actinopteri, Pleuronectiformes, Pleuronectidae. Gene Ontology annotation, biological process: protein phosphorylation. Bases 401 to 2344 code for a protein of 647 amino acids. Gene Ontology annotation, molecular function: ATP binding; protein binding; protein kinase activity. The record is from RefSeq and is a predicted model, not a curated record. The transcript has 17 exons.